GAAAAAAACCAGAAAUGAACAUUCCAAGAUGCUUUUACUUGUGGCAAUACAAGUUUAAUUUGUCAAGUUAAAAAAGUUCUCACCCCUCUUAUUUAGCCUACAAAUGGGUGGCUUCAUAAGCCACUCAAUCCACACUUCCAUCUUUCUUGUCAUCCAAUAUUUCUCAUCUUCCAUGGCCUCUCUUCAUCCUCUGCAACUUCUCCUUUUCCUUUCUUUAUUACCUUCCCUUCUUAUAACUUCCACUUACUCCUCAUCUCAAACUCCUCAGCAAUACAUUGUUUACAUGGGAAGUUCAGGAAAUGGGAACGUCGGUGGAGAGAACACUGAUCAGUCUGUGGAGUCAGCUCAUUUGCAGUUGUUAUCCUCCAUUAUACCAAGUCAUGAGAGUGAGAGAAUAUCAUUAGUCCAUCAUUACAGUCAUGCUUUCACUGGAUUCUCUGCCAUGCUCACAGAGAUUGAAGCUUCUGAAUUGUCUGGCCAUGAAAGAGUUGUGUCAGUCUUCAAAGAUCCAACUCUUAAACUCCAUACAACACGUUCUUGGGAUUUCUUGGAGGCAAAUUCAGGGAUGCAAUCUAGCCAGAAGUAUUCUCAUUUAUCAAGUGAUGUAAUUAUUGGGGUGAUUGACACAGGAAUAUGGCCUGAGUCUCCAAGUUUCAGUGACAAAGGACUUGGAGAAAUCCCUUCAAGAUGGAAAGGAGUUUGCAUGGAAGGGCAUGACUUCAAGAAAUCCAAUUGUAACAGGAAGCUGAUAGGAGCAAGAUACUAUGACACUAUUCUGAGAACAUACAAGAAUAACAAGACCCAUGUGGCCAAACCAAAUGGCUCUCCAAGGGACGACAUUGGCCAUGGCACCCACACUGCAUCUAUAGCAGGUGGUGCUGAAGUAGCUAAUGUAAGUUACUAUGGCCUAGCAAGAGGGACAGCCAGGGGUGGCUCACCUUCAUCUAGGUUAGCAAUCUACAAAGCUUGUACAACAGAUGGUUGUGCUGGCUCCACAAUCUUGCAGGCAAUUGAUGAUGCAAUUAAAGAUGGAGUUGAUGUAAUCUCCAUUUCUAUAGGGUUGAGUUCAAUUUUUCAAUCAGAUUACCUGAAUGACCCUAUUGCAAUUGGUGCAUUUCAUGCACAACAAAUGGGUGUUAUGAUAAUAUGUUCUGCUGGAAAUGAUGGACCUGACCCUUAUACUAUUGUCAAUUCAGCUCCUUGGAUUUUUACUGUUGCAGCUUCUAAUAUUGAUAGAGAUUUCCAAUCUACUAUGAUUCUUGGAAAUGGGAAGACUUUUAGAGGAUCCGCCAUUAAUUUCUCAAACCUCAAACGGUCAAGGACUUAUCCUCUUGCAUUUGGUGGAAAUGCUGCUGCUAAUUUUACUCCUGUAUCAGAAGCAAGGAAUUGCUACCCAGGAUCAUUAGACAGGGCGAAAGUUGCUGGGAAGAUUGUGGUCUGCAUAGACAAUGAUCCAAGUAUUCCAAGGCGAAUCAAGAAAUUAGUUGUGGAAGAUGCCAGAGCCAAAGGGUUGAUUUUGAUCAAUGAGGUUGAAGAAGGUGUACCCUUUGAUUCAGGUGUUUUCCCAUUCGCAGAAGUUGGCAAUAUUGCAGGAACUCAGCUCCUUAAAUACAUAAAUUCUACGAAAAAGCCAACUGCAACAAUCCUUCCAGCUGUUGACGUUCCACGCUACAGACCAGCACCCGUAGUUGCAUAUUUCUCUUCCAGGGGACCUGCACAGCUUACAGAAAACAUCCUGAAGCCAGAUAUAAUGGCUCCAGGAGUGGCCAUUUUAGCUGCCAUAACUCCCAAAAAUGAGUCAGGAAGUGUUCCGGUUGGAAAGAAGCCAGCAGGAUAUGCAAUAAGAUCUGGCACAUCAAUGGCUUGUCCUCAUGUUACAGGAGCUGCUGCAUUCAUUAAGUCCGUUCAUCAAGGAUGGAGUUCUUCCAGGAUAAGAUCCGCACUUAUGACAACAGCAAAUAUUUAUAACAAUAUGGGGAAACCCUUGACAAAUAGUUCAAGUUCAUAUUCGAAUCCGCAUGAAAUGGGGGUUGGAGAAAUAAACCCACUUAGUGCUCUUGAUCCAGGGCUUGUCUUCGAAACAACAACUGAAGACUAUCUUCAAUUCCUUUGUUACUAUGGGUACUCAGAGAAAAACAUAAGAUCAAUGUCUAACACAAACUUCAACUGUCCAAGAGUCAGCUUUGACAAACUAAUCUCCAACAUCAAUUAUCCGUCAGUCUCCAUCAGCAAACUCGAUAGACACCAACCUGCCAGGACCGUUAAAAGAAUUGUUACUAAUGUUGGUUCCCCAAAUAGCACAUAUGUUACUACACUCCAAGCCCCUCAAGGACUAGAAGUAAAGGUUACACCAAAGAAACUUAUUUUCAAAGAAGGAGUAUCAAGAAAGUCUUUCAAGAUAUCCUUCAAUGGCAAGAUGGCAACAAAGGGCUACAAUUAUGGGUCUGUGACUUGGGUUGAUGGUACACAUUCUGUUCGUCUGACGUUUGCAGUAUAUGUUGAAUAGUAAGAAGAAGAAGAAGUGAAAAUGGAUGAACAAAGAUUGUGAAAAGAAGGACUAUUUUUAUAGAAUUCGGAGUCAUAAUUUUUGGAAGGAUAGAGUUUCCUGUUCUUUGUAGUUUUUUCUUUUCUUUUCUUUUUCUGUUCCUUCCUUUUCUUGAACCUACAGAACUGAAUUUCAUCACUGUAAUGAAUACAGUAAGAGUCCAGGGCUAAACAGAACUGAUUCUUUGUUAUAUUCUUUCUGUUACAGUGUAACUAACAGGAAUAAACACGUUUUUUGCUGUU
Ricinus communis (castor bean) is the source of this 2787-nucleotide messenger RNA. RefSeq names its product CO(2)-response secreted protease. The transcript is spliced from 11 exons. Lineage: Eukaryota; Viridiplantae; Streptophyta; Magnoliopsida; Malpighiales; Euphorbiaceae. Gene Ontology annotation, biological process: proteolysis. Gene Ontology annotation, molecular function: serine-type endopeptidase activity. Bases 104 to 2506 code for a protein of 800 amino acids. The record is from RefSeq and is a predicted model, not a curated record.